Molecule: messenger RNA, 766 nt
Organism: Eucalyptus grandis
Lineage: Eukaryota; Viridiplantae; Streptophyta; Magnoliopsida; Myrtales; Myrtaceae
Exons: 3
Coding region: 149-463 (104 amino acids)
Source: RefSeq, a predicted model, not a curated record
AAUAGGUCAAGCUUUGAGAGAGAGAGAGAGAGAGAGAGAGAGAGAGAGGCUCCAGUAUUCGCUUUCUAGCCGAAGGAUUGUGAUAUUUCUCAGUGUGUUCUUCCCCUCUUUUCAUUUUUAUAUUCCUUCAUACAGAAUUCAUCCACAGAUGAAGACCCAUUUGGCAGCCCAUCUUCUGCUUCUGAUGCUUCUUAUUUCUCAGACAGAAGGCAAAACCAGGAAGCUCCUUACUGCAACCACUCCUACUACCAAGGCUCCAAACUCAAAGGAGGAAAUAACCCAAGGAGACAGUGAGGCCAAGUCAACAUUGGAGGGCGAAAGAAGUAAUAGUGGCCAACUUGGUAGGGGGAAAGAAAACUUCUCAGUCAAUUCACCUUCUGCUUCGGAGCAUUAUCCGGACAUCAUGGACAUUGCUGGGAUGGACUACUCUCCGGCAAAGAGAAAGCCACCAAUACACAACUGAGCAACAGCACUUUAUACACAUCUAUAAUAUAAACAUGGUCGUGCAAUACUUUAGGGGAACAAGAAGAGGAGAAAAUUGAGGAAAAAGAUUUUAGGACAACGAGGAGGCAACGAAAUUGGGGUUGGACAGUGUUGCAGAAAUUCUGCAGUUUUUUUAGGAUUUAGGAGUAGGCAGGAUCCUGUACAUGAAGAACUUUAUUUUUGUGUAAUAACUGUAUUUUUUUUUUUUUUUGAAUUUUUUAAGAUAAUCCAUCAGUUUUGGUUUUUCUAGGUGUGUUUUCGUGGAUAUGAAUAAUGAGAACUU